UGUGUGUUGUAUUUAAUUUAUUUAUAUGUAUAUUUUAAUCUUGUUGGCAUAUUGCUUUGCUGAAGCUGCUAUGCAACUAUUUUAUUUUAUAGCUUAUUGUAUUUGUUAACUGUUAUAUUUGUAACAAUUGGGGUACAAGUUAAGUCGCCGUGAUGGACAUGGCGCAUUCGUGUCGCUGCUGUCUGCGGUGUCCUCCGGACAUGGACCUUACGACGCCGUACAUUCAUCUCGGCAAAACGGAGAUUUACAUGGAGAUGUUGAAAGACUGCUUCGAUUUACAGCUUACGCUGGGCGGCUCGGGCUCAUGCGGCAUCUGCUCGGCGUGCGUGGGCCGCCUGCGAGACGCGAGCGACUUCAAGCUGCAAGUGCAGCGCAGCCAGGCGAUGCUGCAGGAAGCUGUGUUUAUAAAAGAGGAGCCUGUCAAUAUUGAGAUAACUGUAGAUGUCGUAGAAGAACUACAAGAAGACACUGAGUUUAUUGAAGAACCUGUACAAAAAACAGAGGUCAUCGAAGAUGAGACAGGGGAAGUUUUGGAUGAAGAUCCUCUAGUGAAGCCCGAGACGUCUGGUAAUGCGAUGAUGGAGGAUUUAUCAAAAACAGGUUCCGACUCCGUGCCAUCCCACGCCAGAGAGCAACCCGUAGAUAUUCGUCCAAUGAAGCUCGAGCGAUUCUGCAGCGAUGAGGAAAAUACAACUAUUCACUCUGAAGAGAAAUCAUACGCCUGUGAACACUGCCGCAAAAGUUUCCCAAACAAGUCUAGUUUAAAUAAGCAUAAGCAACAGAUACACUUAAUUUCCAAACAAUUUGCUUGUGAUUUUUGUAGUUUUACAUUCCAAACGAAAUUGCUUUUAUUGGAACACGAGAAAAGCGAACAUGGUGUUACUAAUUUCAUGUGUGCCGAAUGUGAGUAUACAACGGUUGACAAGAAAAUGUUGCGAACUCAUUUAAUGAGACACACAGUGGGAAAACUUUGGAGCUGCCGUCAUUGCAGUUACAAAACUCGACAUAGAGGUCAUUUAAAGGAACAUGAAAAGAUACAUACCGAUAAGCCUUACAGCUGUAACAAUUGUGACUAUAAAUGCUGUCGGAAACAAGAACUACGACGUCAUCAGUUGAUGCACACAGGUGAAAAGCCAUACACAUGUAGCUACUGCGACUACAAGUGUAGGGAUAAAAGUAACCUACGACGUCACCAGAUGAAACAUACUGAGGUGAAACCCUUUAAAUGUAGCCAAUGCGAUUACAAAUGCAGCCGGAAAGAGAGCCUGCAAACACACCAGAAGACGCAUACCGACGAAAAGCCGUUUAAAUGUGAAAACUGUGAUUUCAAAUGUAAAAAUAGAGCAAACCUACGGCGCCAUCAGUUACUGCACACUAGGGCAAAACCUUACCAAUGUAAGCACUGCGAUUACGAAUGUAUCCAGAAACGACGACUACUGGAUCACCAAAGGGUUCACACAGGUGAGAAACUCAACAAGAACUACAAGUGCAGUUAUUGCGACUACAGGUGUAGACGAAAGGACCAAUUACAGAAGCACCAAAAGAUACACAUUAUAAAAAAGUAGUUUGACCGCCAAAGGAGUUCUUUAUCAAGUCGUGAGACCGAGACGCAUCUACUUGAAACUCUUCAGUUACCUACAGGCAACACAGAAUAAAUAAUAGUACCUACUACCGUACAGAAAGGACACUUCCUACAAAACCGAAGUUUGACAGCGUUUCAGGGACAAAUCAUGCUGUUCCUUUCUAAUGUAUGGCACUAUCCCUUUCGGCUAUUUAAGAAAUUUAGGGUUGUCAAAAUUCAAGUCAUUAUCUUAUCUGUGAUCGUGCACGCAAAAGGACGUCAAGUGGUGCCAACCCGAAUAAUUGCUCGGAGCAAUGCUGAGCCGAAUGGAGCGAGUUUGCCCGAAAGGAGGAGUGUCUCUCCACUGGUGGUAGUUUAUUUUAAUUGUAUAAAAGAUAUAUGUUAAAUGCAUUACAUAAGAUAUAUGUUACGUAUUGCGUAGACUUUAAAUAUACGGACGUCAGUUUAGCUGAAUAUCUACUAUUUCAUGUCGCUCCAUAUUUUGACGUCCGUGAUUAAAGUAGUGCUCUGGAUUCAUAUACGGACGUCAAAUAUCGUGCGCUAUGAAUAGUAUGCGUCAAACUGAUGUCCGUAUAUGUGUAGCCUUUAAAUUAUAUACGGACGUCAGUUAAGCUGUAUAUCUAUUUUUUACUAUUUGAUAUAUGUCGCUUCAUAUUCGACGUCCGUGAUUAUUCUAACGUAGUGCUCUGGAUUCAUAUACGAACGUCAAAUAUCAUGCGCUAUGAACAGUAUGCGUCAAAAUGACGUCCGUAUAUGUGUUUUGUAUAGCGUAUAGCCUUUAAAUUAUAUACGGACGUCAGUUAGCUGUAUAUUAC
Cydia splendana is the source of this 2397-nucleotide messenger RNA. RefSeq names its product gastrula zinc finger protein XlCGF46.1-like. Bases 153 to 1565 code for a protein of 470 amino acids. The record is from RefSeq and is a predicted model, not a curated record. Gene Ontology annotation, cellular component: nucleus. Lineage: Eukaryota; Metazoa; Arthropoda; Insecta; Lepidoptera; Tortricidae. Gene Ontology annotation, biological process: regulation of transcription by RNA polymerase II. Gene Ontology annotation, molecular function: RNA polymerase II cis-regulatory region sequence-specific DNA binding; zinc ion binding; DNA-binding transcription factor activity. The transcript is spliced from 5 exons.